AUGACGCAGUUGGGAUUCAAUUGGCAGCCAAUCCCCUGGCUCAGCACCCCAGAAGCAGCCCCAGCUCACCCGUCAGAGGCUGCAAACAAGGUUCCCUCCAGAGACGCCAGUGCACUCGUCCCCACAGCCCUGAUCCUAGGAGAGCAGGAGACGCCGAGCUCUCAGGUGGGCACCCCUCGGGCACAUCUCCAGGCUGUCCCGCAGCAGCAGGCAGUGUCCUCAGCCCUGGGCUCGCUACAGGAAAGGCGGCUGAGGUUUCCCGCACCCCAGCUCUAUGAGGAUGCAUCCGGCUGUCAGGCAGCACUGCUCAGCACCCAGGCCCGUGUGGCAGAGCUGGAAAGCCAGGUCCGGACACUGAAGCUGGAGCAGGCGCAGCACAGACUGUUGCUGGAGAGUCUCCAGCAGCGGCACCGCGAGGACCUAGAACUCCUCGAGAGUGCCCACAGGAGCCGGGUGAAGGUGAUGGAGGAGACCUUUUCUAGACCCUUUUCUAGUGAUGGAACCAGGGAACAGGGCCAUGAGAUGCACAAAGACUAUGAAGAGCAGCUCCAGCGGCUGAAGCAGCUGAAAGAUCAGGAGAUCGACACAGUGACUAGUGCUGCUUCGCACGCCAGGUCUCUGAAUGGCGUCACUGAGCAGAUGGAGAAGUUCUCCAUUGACGUGCACAACCUUUUGCACAAGGUGGAGGCCAUGCACCACAGUACCUCCCAGGAGCUGGCCCUGGGGGCACAGCAUCGCGACCAGCAGCUCAAGGUGCUCCAGGACUGGAUGUCACAGCAGCAGAGGGACAUGGAGGAGGAGCGGAGCCGGCUGCAGGAGGUGAUUGCCAGAAUGGAGACCAGGCUGGUUGGCAAACAUGAAUUAAUUGGGCAUAAAGUUGCAGUGAAGAUCCUCAGUUGACAGAAGAUUCACAGCCUUGAUGUUGUAGGAAAAAUCCUCAGGGCGAUUCAGAGCCUGAAACUCUUCAGGCGCCCUCAUAUAAUGAAACUGUACCAGGUCAUCAGUACUCUAACUGACAUUUUCAUGGUGGUGGAAUACGUUUCAGGAGGAGAACUGCUUGAUUAUAUAUGUAAAAAUGGAAGGCUUGAUUGGAAUGCAGGUAGACGUGUGUUCCAGCAAAUCCUUUCUGGCAUGGCUUGCUGUCGCAGGCAUACGGUGUUAUGCAGAGAUCCGAAGGCUGAAAAUGUGCUGCUUGAUGCACACAUGAAUGCCAAGAGAGCUGACUUUGGUCUGUCAACUAUGAUGUCAGAUGGAGAAUUUUUAAGAAGCAGCUGUGGUUCCCCCAACUAUACUGCACCAGAAGUAAUUUCGGGAAGGUAGGGCGUUUUUUUAUAUUGGAUACAUGUGUGCACGUACUUCAGUCAUUUUGCUGCUUAUUUGUAAAGGCUACAGAUCUCGUGCAAUUGACAUGCCCGAUGCUGAGAAACUGUAGGCUGAACCUUUAAUUGU
Molecule: messenger RNA, 1449 nt
Organism: Cuculus canorus (common cuckoo)
Lineage: Eukaryota; Metazoa; Chordata; Aves; Cuculiformes; Cuculidae
Product: fas-binding factor 1 homolog
Biological process (GO): protein phosphorylation; establishment of epithelial cell polarity; cilium assembly
Cellular component (GO): ciliary basal body; ciliary transition fiber; centriole
Molecular function (GO): ATP binding; protein kinase activity
Source: RefSeq, a predicted model, not a curated record